Paraphaeosphaeria sporulosa is the source of this 1698-nucleotide messenger RNA. RefSeq lists its product as uncharacterized. NCBI's taxonomy places the organism in Eukaryota, Fungi, Ascomycota, Dothideomycetes, Pleosporales, Didymosphaeriaceae. The transcript has 4 exons. The record is from RefSeq and is a predicted model, not a curated record. The coding region runs from base 1 to 1698 and encodes 565 amino acids.
AUGGCUGCAAAGUCAAGGAAGGCUGCCAAUUUAGGCCAGUCAGGCAAGUCAGGCAAGAAAGCUUCUCAGUCAGCUAAGUCCCCCAACGACGACAAGGUCUCCAAGACCAAGAGGGUCGACAAGGCGAGCAAGGCAUCCGACACUCCUGCUCAGUGCACCAUACGAGUCGCCAACGAUUGCUUUGGCCAGACGAGUCCUCACUGGAAUCUGCCAUUCCACUUAGGCAAUGCCACUGCCGCCGAGCUCUUGGCCUACCUCCCGCAUUCGCUGAAGGGCGUAGAUGUCGUCGAUCGUUUUGUGAUGAAUGGGGGCAAGGCCAUGUUGAUUGCGUUUAUGCUCAACACAUACCGCACCAUGCGCGAUGACCGUGUCAUGUCUGCGAACUCCAUUUGCGUCAUGAUGCAGUGUUCUAUGCGAGCUUACGGGGUCAAAGGAUGGACCGCCGGUAAACAUCAACACACCGACGUCCACCUAGACCCUGCGCCGAUUCACGAUCCCGACUCGCUAGAUGUGUCCAGCUUCCGCACGCCAUGUGUCAGCCAUCCCAAGAAAGGCUUUAAGAAGCUCAAGAAUCUCUUCGCUGAACCGAUUGAGUUCCGUGACCUCGCUCAAGGCGUCAAGCAGCACCCUUCAGGUGACGACGCGCUUGACCUCACGCGUUGCGUCCUUUACGCUGUCAAUCACCCUGACGAGUCCUGGCUCUUUCCGGAUGAUUUUGUUGACCUGGUCAAUCACCUUGGCGGAGCGCAGACCCCCACUCCAUUUCACUGCGACAAGCAAGCCUUCGGCCGCCACCUAGCAGCGCUCGAAGCUAUCACUGCCGCCACUCCGCCAAAGAAGCGCAGCUACGCUAAGUUCAGUGCUCCACGCUUCGACACCGCAGCCAGCGGCGAGAAGCGUCGUAGCGGUAGACUCACCACUCAAGCGGUGAGCUAUCUGCAAGAGUCAGACUCGGACAUCGACGCGCUUUAUAAGAACAACGAGCACGAGCCGCCCACUAAGAAGCGCAAGUCAGCCCGCGCGUCUUCCGCCGAAAGCGAGUUCACUGGCAACGUCACCAGCGACUCGGAGAGCCUUGGAGAUGUCACCGGCGAGACUAGCGACGAGUUCCUCGCUCCCAAGCCCAAGCGACCUGUUCGUGCCUCAGCCGUGAAGGGCCGCAUCCUCACACAAAAGGCUGUUCACAAGGAGACGCCUAAGACUCCGCGCGCCGCCAAGGCCACCCGACCAUACACACCUAUCGUCUAUGCUGUGCCCAUUUCCGGGAUGCCUCUCACGGCCGCAGCGCCCACCGCCAUCUUUGCCCAGGCGCGGGCCUUGGAGGCUCGUGCUCCCGUCCAGAUCACAGCUCCUGUCCUCGACUUCAAUCGCAUCGUCAUCCACGACCGCAACGUGUGGCUGUAUGCUGACAGUGGCUGCGUUACCCGCGAGGACAUGUUCGCUUCUGCAUUCUGUUCUGAGCGCUUCGACGGCCCACGUGAGCAGGCUCCUUUCCGCGAGCUGCAUCGUCUCUCCGACCCGGACCCCCUGGACAUGAGCGACUGGGCUGAGAAUAUCCGCUGGGCCAAAGAGCAAUGGCUGUACUUUAAUGCCGAUACGUGGACCGAGUACGGCGACCACCUCGAGCAGAUCACCCAGUGGAGGCGCGACCAUGGCUGGUGGAGCGACACCGCCAUUGCCACUGGUUUCGAACAGUAG